AUGGAUCCACCCGCGCAACCCGGACAGGAAGGCCAAGGCCCACGCCCAUCCAACAAGCGUCUUCAACAGACUCAAGCUCAGGUCGAUGAGGUCGUUGGCAUCAUGAAGGUGAGGGUUUUGUACUUUUUUGUUGUUUUUAGUGAAGUUGUGGCAUUUGUCAAAGUCUUACCUAAAUUAUUAGGCUUGUGUUAGUCUAAACCGUAUUUUUUCGAUUAGUUUGAGUAAGAAAGACUGGUGUUAUGAUAGGUUUACUUAAGUUUUUGCUUUUUUCAUCGAGUUUAAUGAAGAUAUGCUAACACUUUUGGAAAAAAAGAUGCUUCAUGAAGUUUUCUAUUAAUUUUUAAACAAAUUCUAAGAAAAUAUGGAAGUUUUAUUGUUUUUGGAAGUAAAAUUUGAUCUCCGACUUGAAGAAUUGGGUGGUUUAAGAAAAGUUAAAGCAGUUUUUUUGCGAAAUUUCGUGUGAUUCAUAAGGAUUUAUUGUUUACAAACCCUCGUGAUUCAUCAGAAAUAUUAGUUUUGACAUGAAUUGUGUGGUUUUUGAUAAUAGAAUAGGUAGUAGAAUAGUUUUAUGUUAAUAUUAACAAAAAUGAAUUCAAAACAUAAAAUAACGAGGGAAAUGGCAUACAACAUGAAGCAUAAGUACAUUAUUGGUAGAGCAAGAAAAAAAUUUUUUAAUUAACAGUCACAUUAUGACUUUAAAAAGUAAUGGAAACUUUUCAGGUUAACGUGGAGAAGGUGUUAGAACGUGAUCAGAAGCUGUCCCAAUUGGACGAUCGUGCCGAUGCUCUGCAGGAAGGCGCUUCUCAAUUCGAGAAAUCGGCCGCGACUCUGAAGCGCAAGUACUGGUGGAAGAAUAUCAAGAUGAUCAUCAUCAUGUGCACCAUUGUCGUCCUGCUGGUCAUCAUCAUUGUGAUCUGGGCCGGCGGAAACAAGUAG
Messenger RNA from Bursaphelenchus okinawaensis, 936 nucleotides. NCBI's taxonomy places the organism in Eukaryota, Metazoa, Nematoda, Chromadorea, Rhabditida, Aphelenchoididae. The record is from the annotation of a GenBank genome assembly.